UGGCCAUUUGCCCUCUUAACAGUGAGUUCUUCUAUCGACUGUUUUGUUUACAAAGGUGCGCGUGUGUGACUGCCGUCUGCGAGCGAGCAAAAGAGUGAAAAAAAAAUGGAGUUUGAGAAGAGGAAAGCCGCAACAAUGGCGGCAAUAUCAUCAACAGAAUUAGACAAAUCUCCCAAAGGAACAAUCGACGCACCAAUCAUACCUCUCCUCAACACCAUUAACAACCACCCUUCAUACUACACCACCUCCUCUUGCUCCGGUCGCAUCUCCAUUUUCUCACACCUCCCAGACAAGCCCAAAGGGGGCACCUGGGCCUUCAUCUCCCACGACCCAGUGGACCCCACUUCGAUCCUCAACCUCAUCUUCCCUCCCUCUUCAACCCCCGCCACCGAGUCUGCUGACUCGCCCGAGUCGACUCAGUCCGAGUUGGUGUUCCGGUUCGAGCCCCUGAUCAUUGCGGUGGAGUGUAAGGACGUGGGUGCGGCUCAGUUCUUGGUGGCAUUGGCUAUAUCUCGUGGGUUCAGGGAAUCUGGGAUUACUAGUGUGAGUAGUAAGAGGGUGAUUGUUGCAAUUCGAUGUUCAAUUAGGUUGGAAGUUCCUUUAGGGUGUAAAGGGAGGAUUAUGGUGUCUCCUGAGUAUUUGAGGUAUCUUGUGGAGAUUGCUAAUGAUAAGAUGGGAGCUAAUUGGAAGAGGACUCAAGGGUUUUUGGAGGGUUUAAGGAAGAAUGGGUUUGUGGGGCCUAGUGAUGUGGAAGCCGAAGCCGAAGCCGGGGACGGGUUUGUGGGGUUGAGUGGUGGUGCUGAUGAUGGUGAUGGUGCAAUUUGGGAAGAGGAGAAAUGGGUUGGUGUCAAUCAAGAAGGGACUAAUUUUCAGAGAGAUUCUGGGCCACUGGGAAGUUCUGGUUCCAGUCUAGCCAUUGUACCCAUUAAAAUUGUCGGAGAAAGCAUAGAGAGGCUGUUACUAUGGGGUCAUUCUUCUUGUACAAUCUGUAAUGCUGAUUGCAAAGAGAUUCUGAUAUAUGGUGGUUUUGGAGGCAUAGGUAGGCAUGCACGUAGAAGUGACUUUUUAUUGCUGGAUUUAUCGUCAGGCAGAUUGUCUGUGCUAGAUGUUAAGGGCUCUCCCUCUCCGCGUAUGGGUCAUACAUCUUCAUUAGUUGGAGGUUCAAUGAUUGUUAUUGGAGGCAGAGCUGAUCCUACCAAUAUUCUGGAUGAGUUAUGGAUCUUCGAUAUCAUGAAAGCUGAAUGGAAAUUGGUAGGCAACACUGGUGAUGUGUUUGCUCCAAGGCAUCGUCAUGCAGCUGCUGUUGUAGGUUCAAAUAUUUACAUAUUCGGUGGACUUAAUAACAACACAUUGUAUUCUUCCUUAGCUGUGUUGGAUGUGGAUACAUUGAAAUGGAAGGAGGUACAAGCAAGUGGAGAAUUGCCCUGUGCUCGGCAUUCACAUUCAUUGGUUGCUUAUGGCAAUAAAUUGUUUCUGUUUGGUGGAUACAAUGGUGAGAGAGCAUUGGGGGACCUUUAUAGUUUUGAUAUCCAUGAUAGUCAAUGGGCAAAAGUAAAAACAGUUGGAAAAGGUCCUUAUCCAAGGUUUUCACACUCAAUGUUUGUGUAUAAAGAUUAUUUGGGAAUUGUUGGUGGUUGUCCUGUCAGACAGCAUUGCGAAGAGUUGUCCUUGCUUGACCUAAAGUCUUUCUCAUGGAAGCAGGUGAUCUUGAAUUCAAUAGGCAAGCAAUUGUUUGUUCGAAAUACUGCCAACGUUGUCAGUGAUGAUCUGAUUAUGAUAGGUGGUGGAGCAUCCUGUUAUGCAUUCGGUACGAAAUUCAGUGAGCCAUCAAUGAUCAACUUGCUAUCAUUGUUAAAUUUCAAUGAUGCUACUGUGUCUUCUUUGUCUAAAGAGAAACAGAGCACACCCCGGUAUGAAGAUUCCGUUGAGAGAACAAAGAAUAAUUUUGGUUCACUUCCUGAUGUAUGUGUACAACCAUCUGAUUUGGGUACUAACUCGAAUGUGGACAAAGCACCUUGUAGUGAUGUUGGACACGUGACUAAGACUUCGUAUUGGGUACUGAAACUGCAAAAAAGGUAUGCUAAAUUGGGAAAGGACGUACUUAAGAAAUUUGGUUGGCUAGACCUUGGUCGAAAGGUGUAUUCCCAUGAAGAUGGAUCUUAUAUAUAUUUCCCUGUUACUGUAAAGUUCAGUGUUAUAUUCUCUGAUGAGCUAUCCCAAAAAAGAGGGAUAGCUGAAGGAUUGAGUGACCUUAAUAUGUCAAAGAAUAUUCUUGAUUCCUCUGCUUCUGCCUUGGAUUUUCUAGUGGCUUGUGGUGCCACUAAGCACGUUGAUGAGGUAGUUGCAAUGAAGAAAGCCUCUAUAUCUCCCUUGGAAGCAAUGAAGGAAGCUGUGGCUUUGCUACUGAAGCAAAAAUCCCUAUCUGAAGGGCUGUUGGAGCAGCUACCAACCAGGUGGGAGCGGCUUGGUGACGUUGUUGUCCUUCCUAUCACUUCCUUCAGAGAUCCUGCAUGGGACACAAUAGGUAGCGAGCUUUGGUCUGCUGUUGCUCAAACUCUUGGUGCUCGUCGUCUUGCUCGCCAGGGUCGUGUUGCUUCAACUGGAACACGGGACAGUCGUCUAGAGAUCCUCAUUGGAGAUAAUGGUUGGGUUGAACAUCGCGAAAAUGGUAUAGCAUAUUGUUUUGAUACCACAAAAUGCAUGUUCUCCUGGGGAAAUCUUUCAGAGAAACUUCGCAUGGCCCGUGUGGAUUGUAGAGGCGAAGUUAUUGUGGAUCUUUUUGCGGGAAUUGGAUAUUUUACCUUGCCUUUUCUUGUAAGAGGUAAUGCUACAUUGGUUUAUGCCUGUGAGUGGAAUCCCCAUGCUGUUGAGGCUCUUCAUCAUAAUCUUCAAGUCAAUUUGGUUUCUGAUCGUUGCAUUGUACUCGAAGGAGAUAAUCGUCUUACAGCUCCUAAAGGAGUUGCUAAUCGUGUCUGUCUUGGUCUCCUACCAUCUAGCGAGGGCAGUUGGGUUACUGCUGUAAGGGCAUUAAGGUGUGAGGGUGGCACACUUCACAUACAUGGGAAUGUGAAGGACUCAGAGGAGAGUCAGUGGACUCUACAUAUCAUGGACUCUAUCUCUGAAAUUGCGAAAUCUGAAGGUCGCUGUUGGAAUGUGUCGGUGGUGCAUUUGGAGAGAGUGAAGUGGUAUGCCCCUCAUAUCCGUCAUCUUGUCGCUGAUGUAAGAUGUGAACAAAUUCUAAAAUGAAGAAAUUCAGAUGUUGGUACCAUUUUGGAAUUGUUAAACAUAAAUCUGAGUCUGCUGUACUACCAACUCGCUAAUCGCAGUCACAGGCUCUUAUGGAAUCAGAACUGGGUUACAUUUUACAAUGAAGUAUGUAAGGAUACAUGCUAUUAUGCAUUUUAAACGACAUUUGCUAUGUUAGUCGCUUUUUUGUAGCUUAACUCAUAGUUGAGCUCAAGCUCAGGUAAAAUUUUGUUGGAUUUGAUUGGUUAUAGACAAUUAAUGUGCUUGUAUUCCAGUAAUCUUCAUUAAUUUGUAGAACUUCUUAACAUGGUAGAACAUAAAAGUUCAAGGGAGAGAUUUGGCCUUGGGUUUUGGAAAGAAAACCUGCAUAGCAAAUGUUUGAAAUUUGAGUUCAUUUUCUGAUUGGUGAAUAACUGAAUAAUCUGAAUACUGCUGCUUGGACAUAUAGCUGGCCCACCCAAAAAAAAAAACUUAUAAAACAAAAGAAGUUGAAACAGAUAAUGAAAUGGUCCAAGCAUGAAGGUGGAAAACAAGUCGUUUGGAUGUGAUUUCGAUUCAAGUCAUUAGAGAAGAAUUACUCUGUAUUCAGUUUGGUUUCGGUUGAGGCAUGGGCAAUAUAUUGAGUUAAUUAUUCUGUACUUUUUCAU
Molecule: messenger RNA, 3893 nt
Organism: Chenopodium quinoa (quinoa)
Lineage: Eukaryota; Viridiplantae; Streptophyta; Magnoliopsida; Caryophyllales; Amaranthaceae
Product: tRNA wybutosine-synthesizing protein 2/3/4-like
Exons: 9
Coding region: 106-3246 (1046 amino acids)
Biological process (GO): tRNA methylation
Cellular component (GO): cytoplasm
Molecular function (GO): tRNA methyltransferase activity; protein binding
Source: RefSeq, a predicted model, not a curated record